This is a messenger RNA of Ilex paraguariensis (yerba mate), 816 nucleotides long. Lineage: Eukaryota; Viridiplantae; Streptophyta; Magnoliopsida; Aquifoliales; Aquifoliaceae. The record is from the annotation of a GenBank genome assembly.
AUGGAUCUGUUUAACUCGCUGCUAAAUUUGGUGGUGCCACCGGCAAGCCUGGUGAUGCUGGCAUUUGCAUGGCCAGCCUUGUCGUUCCUGAACACAUGUGAGUGCCUUUACAGUAGUUUCUUCAGUGAAAAUAUGGAAGAUAAAGUGGUUAUCAUCACUGGAGCUUCUUCUGGUAUAGGGGAGGUAAACCCUCAGUCUCAAAUUCAGGACUAAUAAAUUUCCUUUUUCUGCAUGUUCUUCAGUGAAUUAUUCCUGGGUGUUUGUAAAUUCUUGUUUAGAGCUUCGACUAUCAGUUUCUCUCACAAUGUUCUUUUUAGGAAAAUUAGAAUUAAUUAUGUUUCUAAGAGGUUUACAAUUAUUUAUUUUUCACUUGGAUUUAGAUAGUGAAAAUAUCCCCAGCCCAAAAGACCUUUGCUUCUAAACUAAUCGAUCAUUGUUCUCAUUCUGAAAGAUGAAGACAUAUUCUUUCAAAAUCAGUGGCGGAGCAAGCAUUUUAUUUUAGGUUGGGCACAAAUAUGAAUACAAAAAUUUCACUGAUUGAUCUAAAUUAUUAAAGGUUUGGACAUAUUUUUAAACAUGAACAUAAGAAAUAUGUUAAUAAUCAAAACUAAAAUACUAGAAGAAAAUAUCUACCAUUAUUUAGUCUUACUAAGACAUGGAACACAAAACAGGAUACAAUAUUCGUGUCCUAGCGCAUUCAACUCAAUUACCUAUCCAAAUAAUACUUGAUGUCAUAUCAUAUCCUGCAAAUUAUUUUUUUGUAUGUAAAAUUUUGUAGUAAUUUUCUUCUUGAUGUACAUAAUCAAAGAGCCCACC